Messenger RNA from Mytilinidion resinicola, 507 nucleotides. RefSeq lists its product as uncharacterized. The transcript has 2 exons. The record is from RefSeq and is a predicted model, not a curated record. Lineage: Eukaryota; Fungi; Ascomycota; Dothideomycetes; Mytilinidiales; Mytilinidiaceae. Bases 120 to 401 code for a protein of 93 amino acids.
GCCGUUAGAAGAAUGACAGGCAACUCUUGGCCCGCACUCGAGUUCGAUCGCGCAUCUUUUCCCCAGCAACUGGAGCGUAUGCGAAGAACCAGCCACUAGUGUUUUAUGAUUGUGUGGAAAUGGAAGAGCCCACAGCCUUGCCAGGUCAGACUCAGUCUUGGAGACAAUGGUGGCCUCCCAAGAAUAUAGGAGUCAGUUCAGCAGAGCUGAAGGAAAAGCCAUGGAUAGGUUGGAAACCUGAUCUAGCGGACCCCACGGCGAAACCCUGGCUCAAAUGGGCUCCACGAGACCUCCAUGUGUACCAUCACGCUUUUAACUCCCUUGACGCCGGUGGAGACGGUCCACAAAAACCCCUUGGUCCCGAUGGCGCCCCCGCAAGUUCAAACGCGGAAGGAGGUUAGAAUGCAAGAAGGAGGAGUACGAAUUGGAAGGCAUGGUUCAACAGAUUACGAUCUACAUCUCUCUUAUGUGGUCGUUCAUGAUCAGAGACAAUUGGAAUGUUUGAAG